AUGAAGACCACCGCCGGCGGAGGAACAGGCUCCAGCCUAGCUCAAGCGAUCAUCAUUGUCACCGGUGUCUCAGCUCUAGUAGCGUCACUACUCUCUAUUGUGUCGAUAUGGUUCCAAAUGAAAAACUAUCGAAAGCCAUUGCUACAGAGAUAUGUCGUUCGUAUUCUUUUGAUGGUGCCAAUCUUCGCGGCAGCAUCUUGGACGAGCAUUGUAUCCCUGAUUGCAGCCCAGUUUCUUGAUCCUAUCCGUGAUAUUUAUGAGGCGUUUACCAUCUACACGUUCUUCCAGCUGCUCAUCAACUUCCUCGGGGGUGAACGAGCGGUAAUCAUUAUGGCCCACGGCCGUCCACCGGUCUCGCAUGCUUGGCCGCUCAAUCACUUCUUGCCAAAGGUCGAUAUCUCGGAUCCUCAUACCUUCCUGGCUGUCAAGCGUGGCAUCCUGCAAUAUGCCUGGUUGAAGCCCAUUCUAGCUCUGGCAUCAAUUAUUAUGAAAGCUACUGAUACAUACCAUGAGGGAUAUUUGGAUAUCGGAUCAGGGUAUCUGUGGACCGGCCUUGUAUACAACGCCAGCGUCACCCUCAGUCUGUAUUCUCUGGCGAUGUUCUGGGUAUGUUUACACGAUGACCUCUUGCCAUUCCGCCCUGUUCCCAAAUUUCUCUGUGUUAAGCUCAUCAUCUUUGCGUCAUACUGGCAAGGGUUCUUCUUGUCGAUUCUGCAAUGGCUCGGGGCUCUUGGGAAUGGUGUUGCAGGGUACACCCCGGACAACCUUGCCGCAGCGAUUCAGGACAGUCUGCUCUGUUUUGAGAUGCCUUUCUUUGCCAUAGCGCACUGGUAUGCUUUCUCAUGGCAUGACUAUGCCGACCCAAGCAUCUCAGCUGCUCGAAUGCCAGUGAAAUAUGCACUUCGAGACGCAUUCGGUCCUCUUGAUCUAAUCGAGGAUACGAAGAUGACGCUCCGUGGGGACAACUAUGAAUACCGGCUUUUCGACUCAGGUGACAACAUCAUCGCACAUGAGGAGUCAGAAUCACGAGUUAAGCGAGUCAUGGAUGGAAUGCGGUAUGAACGUGGAGGAAAAGCAAAAUACUGGAUACCGAAGCCAGGUGAAGCUAGCAAGCCUGGGGAGGCGGACAGUCGCACCCCACUUCUUGCCGGCAGUGGCUCCAGUGCUCGUCGCAACGAGAGAGGCAGUCGUAGCUCUGCCGAUCGAUUCCGAUCCCAUAGUGAGAUUGAAAUUACGUUAGACGAUGAUGAUGAACAUUUGUUCACCAAUGCGCGGGCGCUGGAAUUUGGAGACUGGAAUUACCCCGUCAUCACCGCCAACGAAGUCCCCCAGGAUCAACGGCUACCGAGAACCAGGAGCUAUCAAAGCUCCAAUCAAUCCAGUGAGCGGCAGAUUAAAAAGUCCCGCACGCACCGGAAAGGCCGAGCGUCGGGCAGCGACAGCAGGCAAGAUCCCAAUUCCUCCAGUAAAAGCUCCCGUGGGUCAGGUCCCUUGCAGCGCAACGCCAGCUCCACAAGCUCCCACCAGUCACAUCGCAGCCAGCUUGUCGACCUCGUGGUGGAAAACCAUGAAGCUGAGGAAGAAGAACGAGCUCAGGUACAACGGGAAACCGGCUCUGCCUGGGUGGCUGAAACCCGAGAAACCCGACACUUUGAGAGACCAACCGGAGAACCAAUCGAAGAAGAGACUGAACCCGAAGCCCAGACCCAGGAAACCCAAGCCGAGCCGGUCCAUGAUCAAGCUGCCACGCGAUGGGCCUACAGUGCUCUGGAAGAUGACAAUGAUGUGUGGGGCAAAUAA
Penicillium odoratum is the source of this 1800-nucleotide messenger RNA. RefSeq names its product OSTA/TMEM184 family protein. Gene Ontology annotation, biological process: transport. Gene Ontology annotation, molecular function: transporter activity. The transcript is spliced from 7 exons. Bases 1 to 1800 code for a protein of 599 amino acids. The record is from RefSeq and is a predicted model, not a curated record. Lineage: Eukaryota; Fungi; Ascomycota; Eurotiomycetes; Eurotiales; Aspergillaceae.